AUGGCCUCAUUUCCCGACUAUGACACGCCCUUCCGGAUGCGAACCCAACUCUUCCGCCCUCCUCAUACUCCCUCUUCCACUUCAUCGAUCUACCACACACCCGACACCGAAACGACCCGAAAGCGCAUGCGUCGCGAGGCCCCAGAUGUGCGCACUCUAGCUUGGGAUCCUAUGUCAUCGACGGAACUGGAAGGCCCAUCACCACUAUCUUUGAUCAACACAGACUAUAUUCUUGCCAAUGGCGGUGAGGAUCAUCGACAACUAGAUCUGAAGGACUCGAAAGAAAAACUAGCAGAGGAACAAGACUAUCGACCAAACCGAUAUCGUUACAACUCUCUUAUCACAGACCAGCAGCCAGCCCUUACAAUCGGCAACAAAGACGUGGGAAGUCGCAAACGCAGUCACAGCGAGGCUACUGAAAUGGCUACACAACCAACGCAGGCGUCAACUCCAACAACGCCGGGUUGGGGUCGAACCGUAUUCACCGUGGUAGGGAGAGUUUGGGACUUUUGCUGGACAAAUGCAUUCCGUGGAUUUGCUGCUGGCGGGGGAAAUAGCUAUCAGGUUGGAACUCCUGUAUCCAAAGAAGCGAGUCAUCGGCAAUCAGAUCUUCAACACGAUCCAUUUACUUCGGGUGGAGGUUCCACUCUGAUCCCAGGUCAAUAUCCCGACGAAGAUACAGAACAUUUACGUGACAAAGAAUCCUGGGUGCUCGUACAGGACUCACCAUCGCUGAAAUUUUCAUCGGCGCGAAGCCCAAGUCCUACACAAUUCUCACGCAAAGUCCCACGACGAAGCGCAGCGCAUCGUCCCCAGUCACGUCGAUCGCUUGUAAAUCCCCUCCGACCUGUAACUAAACGACCUACUCUGAACCCUCUCCAACCUGCAACCGUUACCCCAUCAUCACUAACCGGCCGCCCAUCUACCCCGUUAAAACAACCCCUCAGUCCCACCCGGGCAUCUCUGCCUGGAAGUCCAGCGUCUAGAGAGGCCCAGCGAUUCGCAGCUCAAGUUCGACGGCGAGAGCGCGAGGAGGACGCCAGCAUCCAAAAGAUGAACGACCAGCUCAAGGCGUUGAUUCGCGAGGGCCGCGAAGCACUGGGUUCUCGUGUGGAGGUUGACGAUAUGGAUUUUGAUGACUAA
Messenger RNA from Talaromyces marneffei, 1143 nucleotides. RefSeq lists its product as uncharacterized. The record is from RefSeq and is a predicted model, not a curated record. The coding region runs from base 1 to 1143 and encodes 380 amino acids. NCBI's taxonomy places the organism in Eukaryota, Fungi, Ascomycota, Eurotiomycetes, Eurotiales, Trichocomaceae. The transcript has a single exon.